AUGCUGCUCAGAGGAUUACGAGCCUGUGCUGAACGUGCCUCGAAGCCGCUCACGACAAACUUGGAUCGAAUUUCGAAGACCACCAAGGAAUUGUUGGAAAGAAGAAGGGCUUUGAGGCUUGAUCCGAAUGCAUCGCACAUUGAGCGGCAGAAGAAGAUUCUGGAAGCAGCACAAAGAAGAACGAGUCUAAAGAAGUGCCGCAGGGAUCUCCGCGAAUAUAAUAUUAGCAACCUUGCUAAACGAAGACGGGACUCGCAUGUCUUCUCGUCGUGA
Messenger RNA from Necator americanus (New World hookworm), 273 nucleotides. RefSeq lists its product as uncharacterized. NCBI's taxonomy places the organism in Eukaryota, Metazoa, Nematoda, Chromadorea, Rhabditida, Ancylostomatidae. The coding region runs from base 1 to 273 and encodes 90 amino acids. The record is from RefSeq and is a predicted model, not a curated record. The transcript is spliced from 2 exons.